Molecule: messenger RNA, 1485 nt
Organism: Lotus japonicus
Lineage: Eukaryota; Viridiplantae; Streptophyta; Magnoliopsida; Fabales; Fabaceae
Product: RNA pseudouridine synthase 1
Exons: 1
Coding region: 16-1053 (345 amino acids)
Biological process (GO): pseudouridine synthesis
Molecular function (GO): pseudouridine synthase activity; RNA binding
Source: RefSeq, a predicted model, not a curated record
AGCUGAGGAAAACGCAUGGGUCCAACACUGAAGCAAGCGAGUUGGAUCGGCCCGUGUACCCAUCCAUUUCAGAAACUCGCGGCACCCGUGUUCUCCGCCGCCGUAGCCAUGUCAAGUUCCCGCCAAGGCGAACAAACGCAUUGCUCCGCCACCGUCACCGCCGAGAACUACCCGGUGCCGCUAUCCCCUCCGCUUCCAGCAAUCUCGAAGGAAAUCGAGCUGAACAGAGCCACCAUCGCCACAUCAAACUCAGAGCUCUUCACUCUGUCAAGAACCGACCACAUCAUCUACGAAGACGACUCACUCAUCGCCGUUAACAAACCCCAGGGAAUUUACUGCGACGCCCUCCUUUCCUCCGUUACCACCAUCACCACCGUGCCGGAGCUUCACCUCGCUAACCGCCUCGACCGUGACACCAGCGGCGUCAUGCUGAUAACGAAGUCGCACAAGGUGGCUGCCAAGCUCGUCAAGGCCUUCACCGAGCACAGGGUGAAGAAAACAUACAUCGCGCUCUGCACCGGGCGUGCUCCCGAUUGGGAAACGGUGACCGUCAGAUCCGGUCACGGGAGGUCGAAAUUCGGCGUGUGGCGAGUUUACGCCGCUUCCGACGUUGGCCGUGUACUGCCGGGUGGGUCGGUUGUUCGGGACAUGGAAACUUCGUUCGAGGUGGUGUCUGUUAACGGGAAGAAGGGGAGGUUCAGGGAAGUUUCUGAGGCUGACAUGGAGUUUCGAGAGGGGAGUGGGGUGGUGGUGGUUGAAGAAAAAGCGGUGAACGGUGACGGUGGUGGUGGUGGUGGUGAGGAUGAGAUAGUGGUGAGAGCGUAUCCUAGGAGUGGAAGAACGCAUCAGAUUCGGUUGCACUGUCAGUAUCUUGGGAUUUCUAUCAAAGGGGAUGUGAAAUAUGAGGGUGUGUAUGAGUGGAAAGGUGCUACUUAUCAUGCUCAUCAUCUUCAUGCUGAGACAUUGUCGUUUGAACACCCUGUCACUGGUCUUCGUGUUAUGGUUCGUGCACCGCUUCCACCAUGGGCUAACCUCGCGUUGCAGCCCGAAUAACCAUGGAGUUUGCAUUUUCAUGUGAGCUAUGUCUGUUUCUCUGUGGAUUGAUCUCAGCGUCUCAUGCAAUUUGCACUGAAGAAGGGGUCAGUAUCUCAUUCUUGCACUCACUAUGAGUAUUAGAUUUGUUACUUUGAUCUGGGAGCUUAGGAAUUGGCAUGUUUUUGGGAAUGGAGAGUCAUAGAAUCAAGAAGGACCUUUGAGCUGUGAUGUGAUUUCAUCUAGUCAUGGUAGACCUGAGAAAAUGUUGCCGCUAUUUAGUAGAUGAUGAUGGGCGGCGGAGAGAUUUUGAGGUUCUUGCUAAAUGAUUUUUAGUCAACAAUUUGUUAUCUUUCAUUCUGUCUUUGAUUACACUGUACAUGAUAGUCAACAAUGAAUGUCAUUUAUGUUUGAUAUUAUUGUGAACAAAUUUGAGAAUUAUUGCUACGGUAA